This is a messenger RNA of Trypanosoma grayi, 948 nucleotides long. Its product is annotated as putative peroxisomal enoyl-coa hydratase. The record is from RefSeq and is a predicted model, not a curated record. NCBI's taxonomy places the organism in Eukaryota, Euglenozoa, Kinetoplastea, Trypanosomatida, Trypanosomatidae. The coding region runs from base 1 to 948 and encodes 315 amino acids. Gene Ontology annotation, molecular function: delta(3,5)-delta(2,4)-dienoyl-CoA isomerase activity. The transcript has a single exon.
AUGCUACGACGAUGCUGGGGUUGCCGCAGCUCUUUUUCUUUGCUAGCUAACUUUGAGCCGUUUGAGCUCUACAGCUACAAGGAUUCCGGAGUUUGCGAAAUAGUGGCGUCCAAUAAGAAGAAUCCGUUGAACCUUUUGGAUAGGUCAUACUUCUCCUCCUUGAUGAAAGUGACUCAUUAUCUAUCAAGCGACCUUAGUGGAAUGGCGCGCGUGGCGAUUUUGACUUCAAAAGAGGGGACCCCUUUCUCGGCUGGUUUAGAUUUGAAUGAGUUGCGAAAGCUACAGCAAGAACGGGCGACAAAAACAACACACGAUGAAACCAAAGAUAUUGUGGGUAAAAAUUCGGCCACGCAGUUUCAACACCAGCACGUGCUGGUCCGUUUCUUCCAAAACAGUGUUUCUUCGUUGGCUCGCUGUCGCAUUCCGAUAAUAUGUGCGAUUGAUGGACACUGCAUUGGAGGAGCAACUUCUAUUAUUACGGCUUGCGACUUCCGUUACGCCACUGAGAAGGCAUCAUUUUCGGUGAAGGAGGCUCAGGUUGGUAUUGCGGCUGAUCUUGGUGUUCUACAGCGACUUCCGGGGAUUGUUGGUGAAGGCCGUGCUCGAGAACUUGUGUACACUGCACGUUCCUUUAAUGGCAACGAAGCAAAAGAAAUGGGUCUCGUGGAAGAGGUCUUCACCAAUCGAGAUGAAAUGAUGAAAUCAGUGCGACAUGCCGCCAGUAUUAUUGCGGCAAAUUCUCCGUUGGCUGUGCAGGGGUCGAAGUUGUUAAUGAACCAUCGAAGAGAGCCUGAUGUGGAGAGGUCCCUUGAAUACACUGGGGCCUGGAGUGCAGCGAAUUUGUCAUGCGGUGACGUUGCUGAAGCUGCAAUUGCAUUUGCAAAGAAACGCCCCCCCCAUUUUAAAGACCACUUGUUAGAUCCAAGCUCUUCUAUGCCGCGGGAUUGA